AUGUUUCUGUUCUUGGAGAGCCUUUGUGCGGCAUUUGCAGGCCAGGCUACCUUUGACCUUGAGCUGUUCGUUGGCAGCGUUCAGGCGCCAGAGCUGGAGACGUACGAAUUAUGUAGGAGGCUGGGGAACCGCUGGAGGAAGGACCUACUGCCCAUCUGGCUGCGAUGCCAUGGGUUAAAUUUCAGGGAAGUAGCGGCGGGUGUGUGUUUGCUGCGUGGCGGCCCGAUUGCGCUCCCUCUGGUGGCUUCGGGGGCGGAGGAUAACCAAAAAAGGGUGCGCCACCAUCCCCUUAAAGGGCAACGCCCAGACCUGGCAGUUCCACGCAAGAGGCGUUGUUGA
Molecule: messenger RNA, 339 nt
Organism: Trypanosoma rangeli
Lineage: Eukaryota; Euglenozoa; Kinetoplastea; Trypanosomatida; Trypanosomatidae
Exons: 1
Coding region: 1-339 (112 amino acids)
Source: RefSeq, a predicted model, not a curated record